AUGCUGGCCCUACUGCAGCUAGGAAAGAACAAGGCUCUUUCACAGCCGAUCUGUGAGGUACUCGCAUUCACCCUUCUAACUUCGCGCCGGAAGCGAGCAAUCAACAGACAAAAACGAGCUGCCACAAGUAACGUCUUGGGAGUCACAUCGUUGUCCUUCACGGACACUGAUGCCGCCAAGACGAAUACAACUGACCUUAUUUCGGCAUUGAACACCGGAUAUGACCAGCUUCCACCGGAUCAGAAAUCCCAGUUAACCAGCGAUUUUGAAGUAACUGGUAAGUUGAAUCCGACAGUGGUAUCUUUUACCAAGAGACUGAACGCAUCAAACAACGAAUUUGUCCACACGUAA
Echinostoma caproni is the source of this 351-nucleotide messenger RNA. The record is from the annotation of a GenBank genome assembly. NCBI's taxonomy places the organism in Eukaryota, Metazoa, Platyhelminthes, Trematoda, Plagiorchiida, Echinostomatidae.